This is a messenger RNA of Vigna unguiculata (cowpea), 795 nucleotides long. Lineage: Eukaryota; Viridiplantae; Streptophyta; Magnoliopsida; Fabales; Fabaceae. The record is from RefSeq and is a predicted model, not a curated record.
CAAAGAAUAUGUUAUCAAAAGGAAUCCCAACAUGCUUAAACAAUUUGACUGCAAUGUUUGAAAAGAGCAUCCACACACGUGGGUUUAUAAAUUAUAUAAAAUUGCUGAACAUGAAUGGUGUAUCUUAUGCAAGUUUUCCUUCGGGCGAGUAUACUCUUAACAUAAGCCUGAUGUGGAAAGGGGUUGAACAGGGAUUCAAGAACCCAGAGUUAGAGCUUAAGAGCAUUGAUCUUUCGAGUAAUAAGUUGACAGGUGAAAUACCAACAGAGAUCGGAUAUCUACUUGGGUUAGUUUCUUUGAAUUUAUCAAGAAACAAUCUGAGUGGAGAAAUUCCUUCAGAGAUAGGAAAUUUAAGUUCACUGGAGUCCCUUGACUUAUCAAGAAAUCAUAUCAGUGGGGGAAUUCCUUUCUCACUUUCUGAAAUUGAUUUUCUUGGGAAGUUAGAUCUGUCACACAACUCUCUGUCUGGAAGGAUACCAUCAGGAAGACACUUUGGAACUUUUGAUGUCUCUAGUUUUGAAGGGAAUGUUGGUCUUUGUGGUGAACAACUUAACAGAACUUGUCCUGAAGAUGGAAAUCAGAGAACAAUAAAGACUGAAGAACAUGGAAAUGAUGAUGAAGAUAAUGUUUUGUAUGAGGCAUUGUACAUGAGCAUGGGGAUUGGAUAUUUCACUGGAUUUUGGGGCUUAUUCGGGCAAUGCUACUUUGGCGUUCUUGGAGAAAUACUUAUCUCAGAUUCCUAAACAGGUUGACAUAUGCUAUAUAUGUGUUGUUGGUGCUCUGAUUGCAAGAAGA